Molecule: messenger RNA, 5680 nt
Organism: Alosa sapidissima (American shad)
Lineage: Eukaryota; Metazoa; Chordata; Actinopteri; Clupeiformes; Clupeidae
Product: doublecortin domain-containing protein 1-like
Exons: 39
Coding region: 1-5316 (1771 amino acids)
Biological process (GO): regulation of mitotic cytokinesis; intracellular signal transduction
Molecular function (GO): microtubule binding
Source: RefSeq, a predicted model, not a curated record
AUGGAGUGCAAAGCGCCGUUUCUAUGGGAACAAGAGACUCUUCAAGCAGAGCAGAGUGGGACUUGGGCACAGAGCGAGGCCUUAGGAGAGAAGCACAGGGCUGAGCUUGUGGACUGGAGAAGUCAGGUGCGGCUCAAUGUGACCCUCUCCCCAGAGUGGGAGGCUCUGGCGCGCGCCUCUCACCAACCAACGAAGGCCAAGCGUGUGGCCAGCCAGCCAGCUGAAGGUGGCCAGACAGAGCGCGACAGCAUGGCAAGUCUGACCAGCCGCAGCGGCAGCAGCAGGGCAACGCUCCAGGAGGUGUUGAUGAAAGAGUACAACACACAGCUCUCAGCCCCACCUCCACCCACCCUGCCCAGGAAGUUUUCCUCUCCGUAUGCAAGCAAGGUCAACAAGCACAGGCCUGUUAGUGCCCCUGCCUCUAAACACAGGUUCUCCAAGCCCUGUGAGGAACCUCCUGUGUAUCUGCGCCAGCCUCAGAGGAUCAGAGUCACUGCCUACAAGAAUGGCUCGAGAGUGACCUUUACUAAAGUCACUGCUUCCAACAUUGCAACGCUGCUGGAGGACUGUACACUGAAGCUGCGACUGAACUCGGCGGCCAGGCGAGUCUUCCUGGCAGAUGGCACGGAGGCCCACGCACCUGAAGACAUCCCUCAGGACGCCGACAUCUUCAUCUCCACGGGAGAGGCAUUUGUGGAUCCACUGGCAGAGAUCAGAGCCCAUCUGUCUGUGAGCAGGGAGAGGAGCUGGACGCUGCGUGGGCUGGUCCAGUCUGGGGACGGCCAUCAGCGUGGGGGCACCAGGGCCAGUGGGCUCUUGCGCCGUGCCCUUGGACGCCUGUGCCAGGCGCUGCCCACCGCUCAGCGGGUGCUCAUCUUCAAGAAUGGCGCCGGUAGAGACGGCCGUGAGGUCUCCACCACCACCACCACACAGAGUCUGAAGCAGUUCCUGGAUGUGUGCACUGAGAAGUUGCAUCUCACUACCUCUGCAAAGAUUGUGUUUAACUGGAAUGGAAAAGUUGUCGAAGACCUUGACAUUGUCCCCCAGCUGGACGGCUGCCUGCUGGGCUCUGGGGCCCCGGUGCGUGGCCCUUUGUGGGCGUCCAGGGGCGAGGCGUUCAGUGCGGCCGGAGCCCAGACCUACGUGAGGGACACGGCGAAGGCCCUGAGGCAGAGGCUGGGAGUCAGCAGGCAACACCUGGAGCAGCUGGAGUCUGUAGAGGCAGGCAGGACAGAGGAUGUCACAUCAAAGAUCCUCAGUUUCACCGGGACACAACGGGCAACGGCCAGAGAGAAGGCACAGGCUCAGAUUAAGGAACUGGAGGAUUGUCUGAGAAAUCACCAGCAGCAGCUGUCCAUCCUGGGCCGAAUGGUGGAAGAAGAGUCUUCCAGCCCAGCAAGCAGCAAGUGGCCCCUGUCCCAGGGCCCCCCACUACCCCAGGGCCUCCAGCUCAAAGUGUACCAGCGGGGCCGAGACUCAGGACACACACUGGUGUUUGUGAACCGCGUUGAGCUUGAGAAGGGUACCCAGGGGGACGAGGAGCGCAUGAUGGACAGGCUCUUGCAGGUAAUCCUAGGCAGGCUCGGAGCUGGUGCCACGGGUAGCCCCUACGGCUGGAGCCUCUCCCCCGCGUGGAUAUGCGAUGAGCAGGGUGAGGCUGUCCGCAGCCCCCUCCACCUCCAGAGCGGUCAGAGGGUCUGGCUGUCCUAUGGGGAAGACCACAGGCUGUCCAGCAGUGUCAGUAGUGCAGGAGUGCUCACUCUUUCUCUGGAGAAAGUGGCCACUGCAGUGGACGUGGAUCAUCAGGCCAUUCACAAGACACCGCUGGAUCCAGAUGUAGGCCAUGAGAAGUAUCAUGCCUCAGAGGAAUUUCCAAAGAAUCACACUGCUCACCCUACUCAGUGGUCCCUUGUUAAGACCUCUCCAGACACAAGUAACCACUACUUGCAACUUAAGGAAAAUCCAGCAGUGGUGUUUCUCCCGUCGGUCACAGUGGCAAAGCACGCCACGGCAGACAGGCCGACCGGGCAGACCGGUGGUGCAGAGAGCAGCUGGGUUUGGCCAUCUUUGGCACAUGUUUGGAGCAUACAAAAGACAGGAGAGAUUGUGAGCUGCGCCUUCCCUCAACUCUGCCUGGCAGCUUCCCCUGUGCCAAUCACACUAAGAGUCCCCAGUGGAGAAGAGACACAAGCUCACAUGCUGCUCCUGCAAAAGAGGGAGAUGGGUUGUCCAUUUCAGCGGUGGAGGUUUGGUGAAAAUGGCCACAUCUAUUCUGAGGCGCUCUCUGAACUGACGCUGACCUACCUGCAGGAGGAGUGUGGAUGGGCAGAAGUGACCCCCCAGCACCAGGGGGCAAUAGAGAGACCCCGGGGCAGAGAGGGGGCAGACGGCCGUGCUUACCCAGAGCCGAUUGAGGCAGCACCAACAGACAGCCCAUGGGGAGAGGCAGCCAGUCAGGGAGCCCAGCUGUCAGUGGCCCUUCUCAGGCAACACAAAGGCAAACAGGCGCCGGCCGCGGCUCAGAGGUGGGCCAUCAGGCCAGAGAGAAGUCACAGCAAAGAGAGAGGGAGACGGUCCAGCACGCUGAAGCCACCGUGGAGACAGCAUGGCUACGUGUGGCCACUGCUUCCCUGCGGGGAGAUCAACGAGGAUCUGAUGUGGCCACUAGAGGGUGCUCUUGUGCCUUCUAACCAGCCAUUCCCUCUCAGCGGCACUAGGGGGCAUCAGAGCUUCACACCACUGAGGCUGAGGGUGUUGAGGAAUGGCCAAGUAGUUGAGCGCACCAAGGCCACGUCUGUCACUCUUCCAAACAUUACAAGCAGCCGGAUGAGAUCACAAGUGGCCAAGAGCAAAGGAUCCAGUGACAACAACACAGAAGAUCAAAAUGUUGAGUUUCAGGAGUUCCUCAAUAGGUGCACUGAGUUGCUGAAGCUGCCCUCUGUGGCCCGCAGACUCUUCGAGGAGGACGGGAAGGAGGCUUUCCAGCUCACCGGACUGCAGAGAGACCAGCUGGUGUACGUGUCAUGUGGGGAGCAAUGGGUGAGCCCUCAGCGCAGACAGGCAGAGGCCCACAGACGCCUGGCAGUGCUCCGGCUGGAGUGGGACGUGGCCUGCAUACGGCACUACUGCGCCCUGAGGAGCCCCCAGGACCUUGUCCUUGAUGUUGAAGGACAGCCACAGGAGGGCUCUGCUGUUCUAGUGCGGCCGUACUGUCUCAGCCCUGAAGAUACGACCCCUGAGCAGAGUCAAGCCUCCUCCGACACCUCGGACUUCCCCCUAGGAGACACACAUUGGAGAGCUCACCAGAGGGCUGAUGAGCGGGUGACUCAGGGUCAAUGGCCAUGGCAACAACGGGGCUCCCAGGCUUCCUCAUACGGGGAGGAUGACUCUAUUAAUGAAGAUACAUCUGUCAAAAAAGACAAAAGCAGGCUGGGAGGCCACAGGCAGCAGUUUGAGUGGGCCAAGGGACAGCUGGUGAGCUGCAGGAGCCCAUGGCUGGCUGUGGGAGUGAGGGCCAGAAAGGGGAGCUCUGCUGACCUCUCAAGCUCUCCGCUCCACCUGCUGCCCAGGAACCCAUUGGACCCUCACCAGGUCUGGAUCAGCAGAGAGGGAGAGAGGACGUUACACCUGCAAGCUGACCCAAGCUUGGUCCUGGCGGUGUCCAUGCCCCAAAUCCCCUACACACAUCAGCCUGCUACCAUACCUACAGGCUGGCCUGUCAUUCUACAGAAACACAAGCCCCACAGCCCCACUGCUGCUGCAGCCAAUCAGAGGUGGCGCUGGCUGCCGGAGCAGAGGGUCCUGUGUGCUUUUUACACUGACGUCCUGGAGCAGGAGCUGACCGCAGCCUGCCUGGCCUCUGUCUGCACCUCCUGUGUGUAUCCACAGCCUCUGCUGCAGCAGGGGUACUGUUGGAGCAGCCCAGGAGGGGAGGAGAGGGUGGAGGUGUGUGUUAGCUGUGCCACAGAGCUGAGAGGGAAGGUCCACUUAAAGAGGCUCCCUGCAAACUCCACCUUCCGCUGUGCUACAGCCAAUCGGAAUCCUCGCCUCAAUCCUAAAGGGGCAUUCAGGAGCCUGAGUGUGUGUGAGACGGAUCUGAGCACCGAGGCUGCAGAGGCGACUCUGCAGCGUCUAGAGGAGAAUCUGGACCAUCUGAAGAGGCAGUGUCCAGGGCAGACGACAAAGACGCAGUCCCCACGGACUGGCCGCUCUGGCAGCACGCAGCUGCCAGUGAGAAUCCUGGCCCACAGGAACGGCCAGACCCAAAAGGAGGCCCAGCUGGUCACAGCAGCUACCAUGCCCCUGCUGCUGACCGAGGGCACCAGACGGCUGGGUCUCCCGCGGGCUGCCCUGCACCUCUACACGGCUGACGGCACCCGCAUCCUCACCAUCCAGCAGCUCAAGGCCUGGGCCCUCAACCAGAGCCUGCAGGAGCACCAGCCCCUCACGGACAUGGACACCAGGCCCCACACUCACAUGACAGCUGCCACCCUCUCUGGAGAGGCAGCCCUGGAGGGUGGGGCCGACCACACUGAGGCCCAAGCCCUUCCGCUGGUCACCGAGGCUGAGGUGGACACAGUGGACCAGGCUCUGCUGGCCCUGGUCCUCAGAGAGCCCAUCCCUGUGUGGAUGUCCUGUGGGGAGCCCUUCCAGCCGCCUGAUGUGAUGAAACAAAAAGAGAUGCAAAGAGUGGCAUGUUGGAUGGAGAAGGAGAAACUGUUUCUAGAUCUGGAGAUCAGGAGGCACAAAAUGAGGCAGCAGAAAGCCCGACCACCACAACUCCAGAGCCCAUCCAGACAGAUUCCCCAAACUGUAGAAAGAGCCUCGGAAACAACAGCUGAUCUCAACGCCUCUGAGACAUGCAUCCGUGUGGAAGAGUCUAUGCAGGAUCAGGGCAGUAAGCCUGUCCAAGAAGGGCCAUCAAGCUCUACACAUGACCACUACUAUCAGCCCAAGGUCAAGAGGGUCCUGGUGCACUGCAAUGGAGGGGACAUUACCAAAUCAAUAUAUGUCUGGGGCAGAACAAUUGAUGAGCUCCUGAGCUGUAGUUCUGAGCGGCUGGGACUGCCGCGACCAGCCAGCCUGCUGUACACCAUGCUGGGGGAGCCUGUCACCUCCUGGGCCCACAUUCAGAGGGACGCCCUUCUGUGUGUGGCAGCAGGAGAGCCCUUCCUCACACCCAAAGACUGUCGAGACAGAAUAGAGAUGAAAGCCAACUUUGCCCGAGCUAUAAGGCAUCAUCGCCUUACCACCAGUGGUAUGGCAGUCAAACUGAAGGAACUGCAAACUAUCAGUGUAGAAGACCACAGUAGAUGAGUGACCAAGGAACUCCAACUCCAAGGAACUUAUUUCACCUGUGCUUGAGUGUGGAUUCAGAUGUAUUAGCCUGAGUUUCCCAUCACAACCCUAUUUAAUUAGCAUGUUUAUGUGUGAGAAACAUCAAACUUGCAUUAUGCCUAUUUGACUUCAGCCUUAGUCAACUGCAUAUGCAGCCUUUAGAGGGCGAUAUAUUUCUAUUAAAAGUGUGCAUUCUUUCAGUAUGUAACAUAAUAAUGAGCUGUUAAAAGGGGAUGUGUUUCCCCUUGGUGAUAUCUCUGGUAGAAAGAACUGGGGAAGAAUGAAGUCCACAUUUUUAAUCUGACAUCAGUGUGAACUAAUGCAUUUAACCAUUAAGGUGGUC